This is a messenger RNA of Soboliphyme baturini, 210 nucleotides long. NCBI's taxonomy places the organism in Eukaryota, Metazoa, Nematoda, Enoplea, Dioctophymatida, Soboliphymatidae. The record is from the annotation of a GenBank genome assembly.
AUGAUGCAGUUUAUGAACUCCAACUUUCGCAGUGUGCUUCAGUUCCAGUACGGCCUGCGCAGUCUUUGGCCACCCCGGCGACCGAGCGUCUAUAACGUUCCAAGAGAGCAAAACCAUGAGGACAAGUGUCUGACUGCUGCAGGAUACCUCGUCAUGGGUCCCAACGCUCUUUUUUCAUCCGGGCGAGGGAUCGGCAACUGUGGUGUCUGA